Molecule: messenger RNA, 4847 nt
Organism: Entelurus aequoreus (snake pipefish)
Lineage: Eukaryota; Metazoa; Chordata; Actinopteri; Syngnathiformes; Syngnathidae
Gene: pip4k2aa
Product: phosphatidylinositol-5-phosphate 4-kinase, type II, alpha a
Biological process (GO): phosphatidylinositol metabolic process
Molecular function (GO): phosphatidylinositol kinase activity
Source: RefSeq, a predicted model, not a curated record
CUGUCACUUUGACAGCACAAGCGGCACAUGAAGAGGCAGCACAGAGAGCGCCGUGCACGGAUUGAACUCACCCGUCGAUUUGACGUUAAAGGCAUCCUCUUUCAUUGCGUCUCCAACGGGGCGGCGACAUUAAAGGACGACAGCUUUCGGCAUCCCAACCGACCGAGCACGUAGGAGGAGGAGGAGGAGGAGGAGGAAAAGGGGCUUUAGCCGACUGCUAAUCGGGCUGCUAACGCUAGCCAGCUAGCUUGCGGGCUGACUGGGUUCAAUAGCAGGUGUUAGACACGGCAGCGUUUCGCAGCGGCGAACGGCAGCGUUUCGCAGCGGCGAACGGCAGCGUCAUUAAAUUAAAUCAUCCGCUUUUUUACACAUUUUCCCCCAUGCUGCGUUUAUUUACCCUCGCAUCGCUGCUCGCUAGCAUGCUAUGGCUAUGCUAACGCCAGCUCAGUGAGGCUUGACGUCGCAGGGGCGAGCCGAUAAUGCGGACUGAUGGACUGUUAGCUUCAGCGUCGCAUCCUCCCCACGUUUAGUCCUCCUCCGGAUCGGGCUUUAUGCGUUUAGUCAGGGCCGUGUUGGACAUUUGAUUAGGGCACUGGCCAGAUGAAUAGCGCUGUUAUCCACUGAGUCGUGAGGUGGCGGUGGCCGCUGUGCCAGUUUAGACUAGAGGGGAGUGCAUUUUUUUGAGGAUUCAACACUGCAAUAUCCAUAACCGUUUUGAUUUAAAAAAAAAAAAAAAAAAAAACAUGGCUUCGGCGAGCAGCAUUGCCGCAUCAAUUGCAAGCAAAACCAAGACCAAGAAGAAACACUUCGUCGCUCAGAAAGUCAAGCUCUUCCGUGCGAGCGACCCACUACUCAGCGUGGUUAUGUGGGGAGUCAACCAUUCUAUAAAUGAGUUGAGCCAUGUCCAGAUUCCCAUCAUGCUCAUGCCAGAUGACUUCAAGGCCUAUUCUAAGAUUAAAGUGGACAACCAUCUAUUCAAUAAAGAAAACAUGCCUAGCCAUUUCAAAUUCAAGGAGUACUGCCCCCUGGUGUUUCGAAAUCUCAGGGAGCGGUUCGGCAUCGACGACCAGGAUUUCUUGAACUCCCUGACACGUAGCGCUCCCUUGAACACUGAGGCCCAGGGAAGAAGCGGGGCCCGUUUCCAUACCUCCUAUGACAAGCGCUACGUCAUCAAGACCAUCAGCAGCGAAGAUGUGGCGGAAAUGCACAACAUUCUCAAGAAGUACCAUCAGUUCAUCGUGGAGUGCCACGGCAACACGCUGCUCCCUCAGUUUCUGGGGAUGUACCGUCUCACCGUGGACGGAGACGCUACUUACAUGAUCGUUACGCGCAACGUCUUCUCACACCGCCUUUCCGUCUUCAAAAAAUAUGAUCUUAAGGGUUCGACUGUGGCACGAGAGGCUAGCGACAAGGAGAAGGCUAAGGAGCUGCCGACCUACAAGGACAAUGACUUCAUCAACGACGGGCAGAAGAUCUGCAUCGAUGACGAGAACAAGAAAAUGUUUCUUGAAAAGCUCAGGAAAGAUGUGGAGUUCCUGGCACAGCUAAAGCUCAUGGACUACAGCCUGCUGGUCGAUCACGACGUUGAGCGAGCCGAGCAGGAGGAGGUGGAGAGCGAGGACAACGAGGCGGAGGAGGAGGGCGGGGAGAGCGACGGGGGAGUCAUCGGGACCCCUGACAGUCCCAGCAACACCCUGGACAGCACUAAGCCCCUGUCGCCGGGAGAGUUUGAUCCCACCAUUGAUGUCUAUGCCAUCAAAAGCAGCGACAGUGACUGCUCCAGGAAAGAAGUUUACUUCAUGGCCAUCAUAGACAUCCUGCAACAUUACGAUGCCAAGAAGAAGGCUGCCCAUGCCGCAAAGACAGUUAAACAUGGCGCCGGAGCGGAGAUCUCCACCGUGAACCCAGAGCAGUACUCCAAGAGGUUUUACGACUUCAUCAACACUAUUUUGUCAUAGCCCCCACGAGCACCGGGAGACGCGCAGCUUCGCAGGGAAGGGAGGGAGAAGCGCAAUGGGUUUUAGGGCGGAGGAAGGAAAUUGUGAGGGAAAUAAGGUGCUGCCAUGUCCUUGCCCGUUUUCCUCCCCCCGUCUCUGUUGGGCCUUGCCCUCUCUAACAGUGUGGGUGCCACGCGCCGCAGCAGCUAAAAACAUUGUUCGUUUACAGUUAACCUCUCCUCUUUAUGAGUUGUAUUUGUUUCUAUGGACGUUUUUGUGGAAAUGUGGCUUUUUAUUUGUUUUGCGCCUCGCACGUCAUUCUGGGUGUUUUUACGUCAGACUCGUCCUAUACAGGGCUGGAGGUGGAGUGUGAGUCUGGACUGAUGGGCGGGGGGAGGGUGGGUUAAAGGCAGCGCGAUGCUGCAUUUUAGAAAGUAAGUAACUGUCUUCCAAACGGUGCUCGGCAAGAACCAACAUUGACGCACCACCACCUCAGCCCAGCUUUUUGUUCUUCUUGCCGCUCGCUACGCAUGUUGUCCUUUAGGUUUUUUUUUGUUUUUUUGCGGGCUGAGUAAGUACAACUAAGGGAAGUAUCUUUCAAGUCCUCUGACAGGGAAUAAGCCGUGAAAAAGUAACUUUGGGUCUAGAUUCUUUUGGGGAGUCAUCUGCAGCCCUGAACAGGCUCUUUGCCAUCAGCACCUUAAAACAAAACAACAAAAUCUUGCACUUUUAUUUGUCGUUGCAGUCCAUAUACACACGUUCUCGCUUAUGUAGAAGAGCUGCAAGGGCUUUACCUCCAUGUGGGGACCAACCAGCAAAGUAUUAGAUUGGAACAAGAAGGUUUCUGUUUGUCAACAAAAUAACCACAUUGCGUCCUUGCAUGUUCGCUAACAGAGUAGGACAAACUUUAAUUGAUGGCCGCGUUCUCUUCGCAAGAUGCUCACUUUUUAUGCAAAAACAUUUGAGGCUUUGUUGGCAACACAACAAAUGACACAAAACAGUACCAGUUAGAUUGGUACAGCACUUUCCCCAACUCACGCUGUCAUCUACUUUUCUCUUCACAGUACAGUAGAAAAUUGAUGAUCCACUCCUGCAAUAGUUUGAUUUACAUAACACAGUACAGGUGACGGUGCACGUGAGAGACGACCGUUUACUCCCAAUGGUUGUGGUGAUUUUUAAAUACGGUUGCAGCCCUCACACAUUUGUGUUACAGUAACAUUGCCCUUCUCCUCUCUUGAAAGUGUUUUUGUGAAAUAAUACGGGAGUUUGUGUCUAGUUUUUGUCCAUGUUAUAUAUUUUGCACACGAGGAAAGGAACCAAAUGUUACGAACAACAAGCCCAAUUAUUCAAUGCGGUCUUAUCAAGGGAAAUGCAAUAUAUAUACUGUGUGUGUGUGUGUGAGAAAAGUGGUUUGUGCGUGUGACGUUGUGUAAUGUAUAACCAACUAAAACAAGUAAUGUCCUUGAUCUACAUAUUAACCCACCAAAAGCUUCCAUCACAAUAUGUUUGUGUAGAUAUCAGAUUAUAUUCACAUUUUAUAUUUUUACAUUGGAUUUAAGUCAUGAAUAAAGUUGUAUUUUAAAAGAAUGACAAAAACGGAGCCAACCUUUGGGAUGACUGGCGGUGCUGUGGUAAAUGAAGAAUUAUUAUGCUUGAAUUUCUACAAUGUGCUUAGAAAAAAAGUUAUGGAAAAAAAUGUGCAUGUCACAGGACUGAGUUUCCUUAUCUCUCAAGUCAGUGUUGUUGUGCCUGUUCAGGUUCUUUUUUGUGUCCCUGUGUGUGCUGUUCUAUGUCUUAUAGCACCCACACCCCGCACCAUGCUUUGUUUUCAUUGUUACACUGUGCAAGAUGUGUGCCUUUAUACUCCGAAAUUAUUUAAUUUUAUAUUUUGUAAUCUUUUUUUUUUUAAAUAAAUGUCAAAUGUUAUUUUGAUAAUAAGGUGUUUACUUUUGCCAUGUAUCAAUGCCCCUUUACAAAUACACCUCCUUCACUGUAUGUAUAGACAUGUUUUUAAAUGUUCAACCAUUUGAACGAUGGCGUCCAAACCACCUAUAACAAGCUGUGUCCCCUUUUGAGAUUGUGGCUAAGACAAAUUCAUCUUUGCGAUUAUUCUCUGCCUUUUUAAUCUGUGUGUGUGUAGAGUGUGUGUUGUGAUUGCGCCUUGUUGUGCUCAUCCUGGAUGUCAACUAUCUUAUCAAUUUUUUGGUUGUGUAACUCUUUGCUUCUUACCCUGACUUCUGUUUUCUUGCUUCUACUUAUUUUGUGUGUUGAAAAAAACAACAAUUGGAUAAUAUACACACUCUUGGUUAUGAGAUGCAAAAACAAGUUUCACUUUCAUCCUGUAGUAUGUUCUUUUAGGCCCUGGAGGCUUCCUUUUACACACAAAUGGCGACAGCAGUGCAUGCGGGGAGAAUGAUCAUUUGUUUUAUUGUUUUAAUUGAAGUAACUGAGUAGGAGCCACUGUCAGACUCCAGCAGUGGUAGACUUCCUUGCUGCUGGGCCUUCAAAUGCAUAUUUGUGGUCUUUGCUUGUGAAUGAGCUCUGCAGCUGUCUGUCAACUUGCCAAAAUAUUUUCUUUUCAGCAAACCAAAUGAGCUCAAAGGACAUUGUCUCUGCAUCAAUUGUUUGUGUUUUUCAUGCACUGGGAGAUGUCAAAAAGGAAGACACCUUGUGUUUUGGUAUCAAAUGCUGCACAGAACUGAAGGUCAGGUAGACUUUUAAAAUCUCCUUUAUUUGGCUUUUAAUUUUCAAAACUAUUUCCAUUAAUAAAUUAGAAAAGCGGGUGUGUUCAGUGGCAUAACGGCCAACAAAAAAAGAUGUUUAUUGAUACAUUUAAUAAUACAAUCCAUUCCAUAAGCAUUCACUCAAACCAAUUAAAUCACUUGUUCUGCUUGACUAAAAUGGUGGUUU